Molecule: messenger RNA, 1875 nt
Organism: Musa acuminata AAA Group (dessert banana)
Lineage: Eukaryota; Viridiplantae; Streptophyta; Magnoliopsida; Zingiberales; Musaceae
Product: probable polygalacturonase
Exons: 8
Coding region: 1-1875 (624 amino acids)
Biological process (GO): carbohydrate metabolic process
Molecular function (GO): polygalacturonase activity
Source: RefSeq, a predicted model, not a curated record
AUGCUCUUGCGAUAUGGCCCUCCUUCUAGCGCCAAAAUAUUAGUGAAUAAGUAUACCGUGGCUGAUGAGUCAGCACGGUUUGGUCUACGGGUCAAUGUCGGGAGCCUUCGGUCGAGUGAGUUGGAUGACGAGGUGGCCGUGGCCUCGGUAAGGGAUGCUUGUUGGCAUUGGUCAAGCUCUGGCCGAUUGAUAGCUCAUCCUUGCAUGUUGGAUGGCGACCCCUGGGUUGAGAUGCUCGCGGCUCGCGAGUGGUCGUUCGCCUGCAAAAAUGGCCCUCCUCGGGUGAUCCUUGACUUUGGCCCCUUCGAUGAGCAAGUGUUGAUUAUUUUAGUGCUGUGGACGGUGGUAACAACGGCGUUCAUAGGGAUCGCUGAGGGCCAUCGCCACCAUCGGCAGGCAGGUGGUGCGACGGAGCAAGAAGCCUUCCACUACGCAGCGGCGGGGGCAAGAGGAUGCCGGGCCCACGUGGCCAGCCUGACGGACUUCGGCGGGGUGGGCGACGGGGUGACCUCCAACACGGCGGCCUUUGCGGCGGCCGUGGCCAACCUCAGUAAGGUGGCGUACGACGGCGGCGCGAUGCUGGUGGUGCCGGCCGGCCGGUGGCUCACUGGGCCCUUCAACCUCGCCGACCACUUCACCCUCUUCCUCGACCACGACGCCGUCAUCCUCGCCACUCAGGAUAUCAACGAGUGGCCGAUCAUUGACCCUUUCCCCUCCUACGGUAGAGGAAGAGAUGCGGUUGGGGGUAGAUACAGUAAUCUCAUCAUGGGAUAUAACCUAACCGAUGUGGUCAUAACAGGGAAUAAUGGAACUAUCGAUGGACAAGGUGAAACCUGGUGGAAAAUGUUCCGUAACAAAGAACUCAAUUACACUCGUGGAUACCUCAUUGAAUUGAUGUACUGCAAACAAGUGCUGAUUUCCAACAUUACAUUGGUUAACUCUCCAUCGUGGAAUGUCCAUCCAGUGUACAGCAGCCACGUAAUCGUCUCAGGCAUCACAAUUCUUGCACCGGUCAACUCUCCCAACACUGAUGGGAUCGAUCCAGACUCAUCCUCCAAUGUCCGCAUUGAGGACUGCUACAUAGUCUCAGGCGAUGACUGCAUCGCCAUUAAAAGCGGUUGGGAUGAGUACGGGAUUGCAUUCAACAUGUCAAGCAAACACAUAGUGAUCAGACGGCUCACCUGCAUCUCCCCCACGAGCGCUGUCAUCGCCCUGGGAAGCGAGAUGUCGGGAGGAAUCCAAGAUGUCCGGGCCGAAGACAUCACGGCCAUCCACUCCGAAUCCGGCGUCAGGAUCAAGACGACCAUCGGAAGGGGAGCUUACGUGAAGGACAUAUUCGUGAGAAGAAUGAAUCUGCACACAAUGAAGUGGGUCUUCUGGAUGACGGGCACCUACGGGCAGCACCCGGACGACAAAUUUGAUCCGAAAGCCAUUCCGGUGGUGCAGAAUAUCAGUUACAGCAACGUGGUGGCCGAGAACGUGACCAUGGCCGCGAAGCUGGAGGGGAUUCCCGGCGCGCCCUUCACCGGAAUAUGCAUCUACAAUGUGACGGCGGAGGUGGUGAAGUCGAAGAAGCCGAUUUGGAACUGCACCGACGUGGAGGGCGUAUCGAGUCACGUGACGCCCACACCCUGUGCGCAGAUUCCGGAAUAUCCAGAUCGUAUAACGCAUUGCCCCUUCCCUGAAGAUGAUCUACCUGUGAAUGGUGUUGGGCUAGAGGAGUGUAACUCAUCUAGGCGUUGGUUGACCUGGGACAACUGGGCCCUGAGCGAGUCGUCCACCAAGUCAAACGAUACGGUGUCAGGCUCGAAGUGGGGUGUUGAUGAUUUUAGUGCUGUGGACGGUGGUAACAGCGGCGUUCAUAGGGAUCGCUGA